AUGCCAUAUAAAAAAGUGCUUUUCCUUAUUGUCCUUGUUUUGGCAUUAAACAUACAAAAUGUAGAUAGUAUAAUAAUUAUUAGUCCUAUAUUAAAUUUUAUUGAUAAGAUUUUUGGAUUUUCACGAAUAUAUGGUGGAAUUCGAAACAUAUUUAGGUCAAAAAAAAAUGAUUCUUCAAACAAUUCACUCAACUUAAAAAGUUCUAAUAAAACUGAUGAUAAAAAUAUUAAAACUUCAGGACAAAAUGAAAGGAAACUAAGCGAUGAAUCCAACAAAGGUGGAAAAAAUGGGAAAGACGGUAAGGAUGAGCCUCCAAAACCUAUAGUAAUAGGACCAGAUCACGAGUUAUAUAAAGAAAUGCUAAGCCGUUAUAUCACAACUCAAGAAGAAAUAGAUAAUAAACUCAUAAAACGAGAAGAAGAAAAAAAAAAACAGGAAGAAAUAGAUAAAUUAUGGUAUAAUAAAAUAAAAAACUUUUUUUUUAAAAAAAAAGAAUUAAAAAUUCCAAAAACAUUAAUGGAAUAUAUAUCCGAUAAAAAUCAAAAAAUAGCAGAUUUAGAAGUAGAAGCAGAUGCUUACAAAUCACAAGCCAUAAAAUAUAAAGUCUUUUUUUUUGGAUCAACUAUAUUAUUAAUUAUGCUCAGUUCAAUUCCAUUCUUGCUAUAUAGUUUUGUAAACUAUGUAAAUGAUGGUGAUCUAACUAGCCGAUUUAAUAGAAUAUGGGAUCCUGAUUAUUCCAUUAUGAAAGAAAAAGAAAAAUAUUAUAAUAGUUUUGAUUAUAAGGUUCUUAAACGUAUUAAAAAUUAUCGAAGUUCUACCUAUCUUAAAAUGCUUGACCUUAACGUCUCACUAUCAGAAAUUGAUGGCAUUAUGUACCUUCAAUUAUCUUUCUAG
Plasmodium vinckei vinckei is the source of this 894-nucleotide messenger RNA. Its product is annotated as conserved Plasmodium protein, unknown function. The record is from RefSeq and is a predicted model, not a curated record. Bases 1 to 894 code for a protein of 297 amino acids. NCBI's taxonomy places the organism in Eukaryota, Apicomplexa, Aconoidasida, Haemosporida, Plasmodiidae. The transcript is spliced from 2 exons.